AUGUCACUGCGCGAGGAUAUUGAGGCCCUCACGGCGGCCCUCCGCCGUCUCUCCCGCAUGCAGGACCAAAGCGACGGCAGUGAAACGCAUAACAACACCAACAACAGCAGCAGCAAUUUCAACAAUGGCAGAAGUGCUAUGGUGGGAGAAAAGAAAAAGGGUAGGCGGGUUGGCUUCAGUAACGACCCAGCGCUCCUAUCCGAAGUCAGCAUUUCUGCGAUCACCGUUGCGCCGGAGGACGAUGAAGAACCCGACAGCGAAGGCAAUAGCAACAACGGCAGGCCAGUAGUGGUGCAAAAGGCUUUUUCGCCAGGGAUCUCUGGCCAGAAUAUAGACGACGAGACGUCAGCGGCACCUCCAAGUAGUAACACGACGGCGCUGCCAUGCUUUGACACCCAAUGUAUUGAGGGUCGGCGUGUAGCUGAGCCGAAUGGUGCGCAUGCUUCUGCAUCCACGGCGACAUCAGCACCGGGCGCCGCCGCAGCUGUUGCGUGUGAAGCGAAUGGACGUCAGGGAAUAGGAUCGUUGAUGCGGCUCGAUAAGGCCGAGCAGAGUCCAUGCUGUCUGCUGAACGUCACGUCGGUAUCCUCGGGAAGCAGCGCGGCGGAGGCGGAUCGGUCGGCGACAAUGCCGGGCCGGCAGCAAAUAGAGGAAGCAUACAGGCAAGUUGCGCGGAAGCUUUUAGCGGAGAUACAGCGCUUGGACGCCCAUGCCUCGGCCGUGCUAGCGCAGUGUGAGGGUGAGAGGCAGGAGUGGCUGCUUACGCAACGCGAGUUUCAAAAGCGGAUCGUGGAACGUGACGCAAUAAUUAGUUUCCUGCAGCAGCAGCAGCAGCAGCAUCUGUUGCGACAGCAGUCUGCCAAAGAAACUUCACCCGUGUCGAAUGAUAAUCUCACAACAGAGAGUCGGAGUGAUAGUGCCGCUGGGAUAACGGCGGGCCUUCCUCUUCACCGCCGUCCUGUGGUCUCCAGUGAUUUAUGCGGAAUGAGUUCGUCCUCCGCGGCGGAAACGUCGUCUCGGCCAGCACUACGGCAAGCACACGGGGAGAAUGGAAGAGAUAAAACCAGCGGCACCCCGACUCGACAAGCUGCUAGUGGCGAUGAUGUCAUGUCAACACGUCCGCAUUCUCUCAAGGACGUCCUGGAGCGCGGGUUUUCUUCCUGGGGCGAUGUCCGGCUUUCUGAAGAGGUGGGGCUGCGUUCUAGCAGCACGGCGACACCUGCAAGGGAGACCUCGCUGGGUGGAAGCCCCACCCCACUGCACCCAGGAUCGGUAGCAGCGGCAGGCACUGAUGUUGCAGCCAUAGGAGCAGCCACAGCGGAAGCUCCUCACUGCCUGGCACAGGUCAAUGCGAACGGAAAGGGGACAGGGAAUCUUACACAUGCAGCUGUGGAUAAUGACAAUAAUGGCACGGCUGACGUCGAUCAACGGGAGCUUUAUCGCACUUCCCCAACACUCCUGCUGCGACACCUCCGUGAGAGGCAAGAGGGGCGGGGAGCGCAUGCAUCCAUAGAGGCCGAUCGCUGCGAUGUGCAGCGACACAGACGGCAGAGGAGAGUAUCUGUAAAUCCUGCCUUGCGGGAAAGACGUGGACGCGAUGGCAUUGAUGAGGGGGCCCGCCGGAAGCCAAGCAGUUGCAGAUCGUGCUGUCGCGGUCAGGCUUCCGCCACGCCUCUUCCUGCGUCUGCCUUUGCACCUGCCACGGGUAGCGGCAGCAGAGGCGGCCGGAGCUGUGCAGCAGUCAUGCAGGGUUCGCAGGAGAAAUGCCCAAAGAGUCGAGUUCACCGCACCGCGUCGGCUGCGGGGGCAAAAGCCAAGCGAAGGAAGUGGAACGCCGAAGAUGAGAACCACGAGUUGCUCCGGGGGCUUAUGGCGAAAAGCACCGCGAUAGAGUCGUGCCUACGGAACUUCCAGCAACGGCUGGACCGGCAGGAGGUAAGGCUACAGGACGUGGNUCAUUUUCUUCGCGACGCGGUGGUCCCCAUCACCUUGGCCUCGCGUGAGGCUCGGCCGGACGCGGAUUCGUCGCCGCCCCCACGCUGCGCACAGCCGCAGAUAUAG
Molecule: messenger RNA, 2061 nt
Organism: Trypanosoma grayi
Lineage: Eukaryota; Euglenozoa; Kinetoplastea; Trypanosomatida; Trypanosomatidae
Exons: 1
Coding region: 1-2061 (686 amino acids)
Source: RefSeq, a predicted model, not a curated record